AUGUAUUUUAGUCACGGGUUUAAAUAUAUAAGGUGACACCAAUACUAGUAACAUUGAAAAAUACACACGCACACACUACACACAGCUCAUUUAUGCGCUGUGUGUGCGCGUGCGCGUGCAGGGCUCGUCUCUACUACUUUUUUUUUUUUUGUGCAUGAGUAGUUCAGUUCAGUCUGUCGGCUGCUCGCUGCGUGAACUUGCUGCGCCUCUGUGACGGUCACGGUGGUGGUGGGGGCCGGCCGCCGCAGACAUCAGCAGGCGGGGAGGGGAGCGACGCUUUCCGCCCGCCAGCCCCCCGGAGCAGAGCGAGGGAGCGAGCAGGAGGGGGCGGGUGGCGGUCGGUGCUUCGAGCCGAGCCGAGGCGAGGACGACACGGGAGGAGAGAGGCGCUCGGGACCCGCAGCCUGCCCGGCACUGACAGGGAUGUCGCGAGGUCCUGGAGUCGAUGGACGCAUUCGAACCGGCGGCGCAGCAACCGCGGAAGAACGCUCGCCUUGAACUCUUUGACUCCCUCCCACGUUCAACGUUCAACGUUGAACCCAUCUGCACCCGGACACCAGAAUCAAGGCGGGGCUCUUUUUUGGCUCUCCACUGACCGCCAACACCUACAAGCUCCGCCUCCUUGUAGAUAUAAGUUCUCCACUCAGGACCGUGAGGCGGGAGGCUCGCAGGGCGAUGAUUCCACAUGAAGCACGAGGCAGUCGGCCCCACGUCGUCUUUGGCGGCAGCAGCAGGUGUGACGUCCUGACGCUCUCGGGCUCACCGUAGAGUCGCCCCCGGAAACCCAACCUUCUCCCCCUUUGUCCCUUCGCCCUUAAGGUUAGACAACAAUUAGAAGGAGUGUGGAAAGUGAGAACAAAAGCCAGAGGAAGGCGGGAUCACCGAAAAGCAAGGAUCAAGAACGUACUUGAGCAGGGAUCAGGAUGAAGUCCAAUCAUGAACGGAGUAAUGAAUGUCUGCCCCCAAAGAAGAGGGAGAUCCCACCCAGCAAGCUGCCGUCAGAAAGCCGUUCCCCGAUCGUACCGCCUCCCGCCGCCGAGUCUCAGCCCCCCGAGAACGUGGCCUGGCUGGUGGCCGGCGGGAACGGGAGCACCGCGAGCGCCCAUCGGAGCACCGCCGAGUCGGACUGCCACCACUAUAAAUCCCUCUCCUCCACGUAUGACUCCAUGAGGCUGGUCUCGUCCCUUCCUGCCGUCUACACGUCACCCCUCUCCCAGACCCAUGUGGGAGGAACGGUCCAUUACACCCAACUGCCGCCCAAUCUACAAUUCAUCGCUUCGCCUUACAGCGCCCCUUACGCCGGCUACAUUGCUCCUCAACUUCUUCCGCCUCCUCCUCCGCCGCCACCCCUCUCCUCUUCUUCCUCUCAUAGGUUGUCGUCGCACCCGGAGACACACUCUGCUUCCUCGCAAGCCUCCAAAUAUGACCAACAGCGAGCGUCUAUCCUGUACACUUCCGCUAUGCCUCCGCCGCCCACCUCCUCCCUGCACCACCAUCAGACCCUGGGUGCACACUACACAGAUAGAGGAACCACCAGAAAAGAGGAGGGCGGCCCAGGCUCCAGAGAGCUUCACAACGGGGGACUGGAGCUGAGCCGGAGGUUUGGUGCCACGCCGGAGAAAGCGGUCAAAUCGCGUGACGCCUACGAGGCCUGCCAGCUAGUUCUCCCGUCGGACUACGCUCACGACCCCUCGGCUCUGAGAACCUCCGUCAUGCUCAUGCCCAACAGCCAUGGCGACCACCAGCUGGCACCAUCCCGGGGCAGCCCUGGGAAGACGCACCUGGAGAAAGGCAGUAUCCUCCUGGGAAAGCCGGUCAACCGCACCCCACCCUCCGCCAACCACUCCUUUACAUUUCCGCCCCCCUUAAGUGUAGACAAUCUAAAAGCUGCUGUCAGCCCCCUAUCGCCACAGACUGUUAUUCAGACGACUCACAAUUCGACAGUGGAACCCCACGCCAUGGGGCUCCCCCCCACCAGUAUCUACCCCCAGUCUCCAGUGAUUGGUUACAUAACAGGGGCCAGCGGCAGCCAGCAUGCACCGAUCAGCUACCAUACCGGCCUACAGCAACACGUGCUCAUCGCAGGAGCCCAGCCGGUAAUCCUCCCGGUCAGUGGAAGUGGUGUGACCACCCUGGAGCCCCCCACGUCCCAGGUGGCGACGUCGUCCACCCAGGCCUACAGAGGAGAAACUCCAGACAAUCACGCCGGCUCAUACCACCAGGUCGCCUCGGGUGCGGUGGUUCAAGCCCAGCUCCACCUGCCCAUGGUUCCGUCGGUGGCGCCCGCUACACCGUCGAGCGGGGCGGCGGCUCCCCCGUCUCUGCCGGCGUAUUUCGUCAAAGGCUCCAUCAUCCAGCUGGCGGAUGGUGAGCUGAAGCGCGUGGAGGAGCUGAAGACGGAGGACUUCAUCCAGAGCGCUGAGAUCAGCAGCGAGCUGAAGAUCGACUCGUCCACGGUGGAGCGCAUCGACGGGAGCCGUGCCUCGCCCAACUUUGCCGUGGUUCAGUUCUCUGUGGGCGAGUACCGUUCACAGGUCAGCGUAGAGGUCUUGGUGGAGUAUCCCUUCUUCGUCUUCGGCCAGGGAUGGUCGUCAUGCUGCCCGGACCGGACCACCCAACUCCUGGAGCUGCCUUGCACCAAGCUCUCUGUGGGCGACGUUUGUAUUUCGCUCACCCUCAAGAACAUGAAGAACGGAUCCCUGACCAAGACUCACACUGCGGAGCUAGUCCCCACUUCCUCAGCCCCAGCCCACCGAGCCCCCAAGACCGUCUCCGGCGUCCCCCAGAGCUCCAGUGGAGGUGGCUCCAGACACGGGGAGCGGGAGAACGGCGUCGGUCCACCGGGGAGCGUCGCCGCUUUGGAAAACGGGGAUCUCGGGUUCGGGGAAAGAGGAUUCAUUUUGAAAGAGGACCCUGGGAAGCCUACUGUUGGCGGCAGAAAGCGCAGAUGGUCGGCCCCCGAGGGUCGGAAAGUGGAGAAAGCCGAGGAGCCGCCCUUGACCUUGGCCAAACCAUCUUUCAUCCCUCACGAGGUGAAAGUCACCAUCGAGGGAAGGUCGAAUAUUGGCAAGUGAAGACAUCGGGAUUCCUUGCAAAACCACGAAUGCCCACUUUCUUUCGGUUCUUUUUUAAAAUCUUGAAUACUCUACUGUAGAGACAUGUUGUCACUUUAUUAUUAAGUCAUGUAGUCCGACACAAACAAUCUGUGCAGUUUUUUGGAUGGUUUUCACACGAUCUGGUAAAAGCGUGCUGUCUCGUGUGGCGCACGUUAGCUUGUAGCACGUUAGCGUGACUUGGCAAUCUUGUUGCGUGAGAGAGAGAGCGAGACAGAGAGAGAGAGAGAGUGAGAGAGUGAGAGGGAACAAGACUUCUUCACGUCGUUAGCUUAGCGUUUUAGCCUUCCGGCCAAGUUUUGAUCCUUCUUCUUCUUGUGUUUCACCAGUUUUAAAUGAUUGUCAAACAAUUCUGAAUCAGGGGUUAUAAAAAGUGGUAGGUGGAACUGUGUCAGGUCAGUGUUGGUUUUAUAGAUAAUAGAUAUAAAACUUCGUAUUACUGCAAACACACUGGGGUUGGCGAAUGUUCGUGUUUGGUGAUAAAAUUUGACUUUAUAUUUUUGUAACGAGAUUGGAAGAGAGGCUGUCUGAGAGGAUUUUGGCUUUUAGUUAUUUUUAAACGCAGUACUGUAUGUUUGUUGGGGGGGGGGGGGGGGGGUGUAACAAGUAGCAGCAGCAGCACUUUUGGCGAACGAAGUGGGGGGGGGGGGGGGUUGUUUUUUUUGUUUUUUUUUGUUUUGGGACCCGCCGAUGUGCCUCAAAGGAGAAAGAAAUGUAAGUGGUGAGAAAUGUUGAUGACGAAAAGCUCGUGGCGGAGCGAGUUUUGAAGGGUGUCUUUGAAUUUGUGUGCAAAAUGUCUGUCUGCACACACACACACACACAAAUCAACACAAAACAGUCGAGGCCAUCCCUCUAAUUCGACGUAUGUACUGUAUUUGUAGUGCGGGUGUAUGGAGACGCUUCUGUUUUGGUGCGUUUUGUCCCCCGGCGGACUGCUUUUUCAACGUCAUACACACUCGUUGUUGAACAGUACAGUUGCACAGUGCUAUGUGGUGUGUUUGUGUAUGACUUUAUGUACAGUAUACUGUGUAUAGACAAAUAAUACACUCACUUCAUAAAUAUAAAUAUAUAUAUGUAUAGCGAGCGAAAGCGAGAAAGACAAUGUCCAGUGUUCCCACUUUGGAAUCUUCAAAGAGAAUCUUGCAGUUUGCACAUCAGGAGGAAGGAAGGUCGUUUUUGUUUGUUUUGAUUUUGGCGGACCCUGUUUUUCAGACGAGACCACCAGAAAAAACGAAACACUGGAUGAGCCCCAAAUUUCUUAAUCAUUUACUGUUGGUCUAUUUAUACAGCGAUACCUUGACUUACAAGUUUUCCGAGUCGGGGGGGGCGACAUAUGUGCAACCCAUGUGGCGACUUGUGAGCGACCCAAGAGCUACCAAGGGGCAACGUACAAGUGCCCAAGGGUCCUUUGGCCCCACCUCGGAGGAUAUCUGGUGGCAAUGUUGGGUGCGACUUGUGGGCCCCCUGUCUCGCUCCCACUUUUGGGGCUUGUUCAGUCAAUAAGCUGGUAGUCAGGAAGGAUGUGACGUGCACCUGGGAGUGACUCUGGGGCAACCUCGGGCCAAACUAGGGUGCAACCAAGGGGGCAACUUUCGACAAUCUAGGAAUACUUAGUGAGUGAUCUUGGGGUAAACCGGGGGUGACUUAGGGGGAGACCGAGGGCGCAACAUGGGAGAGAACUAGGCGGUACUUAGGGGCAACCUAGGCCCUAUGCAGGUGUUAUUGGGGGGCAACCUGGGUAAUGUCCUCACCUGCUCCCUGUUUCGGCCCAAGUUUUGCUCUUAUUUUUGGGCUUGUUUCGUCAGGGAACCUGGGAGUGACUCCGGGGGCUAUCCUGGGGUAACCCUGAAGGUAUCCUUGGGGAAACGUGGGGGAAUUACUGGGGCCAACAUAGGAGGCCACCUAGAGGCCAAUAUGACCGAGAGGUCCUUUUUUGUAUAACCAAGGAACUACUUAGGGGCAAGUUAGAGAAAAAUCCAGGGAACCACCUGGGGGGUGACCCCAGGGGUACAUAUGGGGCACCAGGGGGAUGUCCUCAAUGGCAACCUGCCUUGCUCCACUUUCGGCGUUUGGUUUUUAUGCUUGUUGAGUAAACAAGCUGGCAGUGGUGACAGCGGGUGCACAGGUGGAUGCUGAGUGGGUGAUGAUGAUGAUGAUGAUGAUGAUGAUGAUGUUGAUGAUGAUGUGCUUGGUGGAUGCGCAGUGCAUACAUAUUAGAUUCUAAAGAUGCUUUAUUUUUUUAACAAUAAAAAACAACAGGGUUCCACUUUGUUUUCAACUGAAUCUUCACAAUCACAAGUGGAAGUCAUGUGGAUGCCUUGUAUGUAUUGAGCGUGUAUGCCAACUUUUUAUUUUGUUUUCAAAUGUCCCCACUGGAACAUCUAAUCCAACUAAUCAGCCUCUUGGAACCUCUAAAACCUUUCCUCUUCUUCAGGUUCAAAACACACACAAAGUAACUAACGGAGCCAAAGCCAAGUUAUGCUUGCGUUACUAUGGUUACUUAAGAAAGCAAUAUCAUGCACUUUGCUCGUGUAUGAGUGUAUUUUAUGUACGCACACACACACACACACGGAAUCAUUCCACUGGAGUAGUUGGCAAUAAACAUUUCAUUGGUGAUCCUCCAGCAACCAAAACCCUCACGAGAAAAAAAAAAAAAAUAAUCUUUCAGGAGCACCUGAACGCAUCGUCGUAUUCAGGGAUCUGUCCUCGUAUAUAUGCAGUAAGUCAACGCAACCCCCACAAACUUCCCGCCAGAGUCUUGCACCUGGCAAGACGGCCUCCUGCUCUUUUCUGCAGAGGGCGACACUCUUUCAUCCUCAAUAACCGUUAGCUACCUUUGCUGCAGUGGCGUAGCGGGGGGGCAGCGGGCAGGUCCCCCCAGGCGAUGAGUUUUUGGGGGUGGGAACAUUUCUCAGGAGAAGUCGUCGUGGCGUCCUGGGCCCAACCUAUGGGCAACCAGAGGGCACCUGGGGGCCAACUAGGGGAUGAUCUAGGACUUUCUGGGGGAGACUGAGGUAAUCAUGUAGGGGUCAACCAGCAGGCAACUAACAAGGGGAUCGUUAAGUGGGGGGGGGGGGGGGGGGUUGUAACCUGCACAACCCUCGCUACGCCACCGCUUUCCCAGACCGCUUGCUUCCCGCCUAAUUUCAUUUUUUUUGUUUUUUUGUUUUUGUUUUUUUGUUUUAAACUUACAUCCCGAAGGGAGUUGACUGUUUCUGAGCGAGCGAUAGGGGACGGGGGUUCUGCUUUGACGCCGAAUCAAUGUUCUGUCAUGUGCAAUAUGAGAAUAACUCACGUUCUCCUUUUUCUUCGCCGUCUUGUGUGCCAAGUCGAUGUGUCAUCGUGCUAACCGCUAGCUUGCGCGUGUUCCCGUUUCUUUGCCGGCGGGCGGCCUUCUUGUGAAUGGACAAACCUUGCUCAAGGUUCAUAAAGACAAAUGUCAUUGCCACAGUGGGGACCAAAUAUAUAUAUAUAUAUAUAUAUAUAUAUAUAUAUAUAUAUAUAUAUAUAUAUAUAUAUAUAUAGUAUUUUUUAAAAUAAACAAAGUCCUUGAAAACAACAGAUGAUGCACGUGAGUAGAGGUUUUUAAAGACUUGAUGACGUUUCAGCACUUUGGAAUCCUGGCUUGGGUGGCAGCCGCCAUCUUGGACUGCUAACUUCUCUUCGAUGAAUAACAAAACACAAAAAUGGGCGACUGGGGAAAAAAAAGAGAAGAAAAAAAAUGAAAGAAAAAAGAGAAAGUAAAGUUUGUUUGUCUUUGGACAUUGGCGUAACACACCAUUAUCUUGAAUUGCUACCUUCUAUCCAACCAAUGACAAAAAGUGAGUUGUUGGACAAAAAAAUUACAAUUUAAAUCAAAAUACUUAUUUUUUUAAUUUUAAUUUUUUUUUGCAUUUCAAAUGCUCUUAAUGUUUUUUGUUUUUUUUUGCACAUUGGUGUAACACACCUGCCAUCUUUGACCGCUAUUAUCUGUCCAAAAGAUAAGAAAAGUGGGUCACUAUUGAUGGAAAAAAAAUAUUUUUAAAAUAUUUUUUAAAGUGUUAAUUAUCUUAAGAUUUUAUUUUUUAUUACGUGGUGUAGCACCUGCCAUUUUGGGCCACUAAGUUCUCUCAAAAGAAUGACAAAAACGGGUGACUGUUGAUAAAAGAAAAAAUUUAAAAAUUGAAAAAUUAAAAAAACAAACUAAUUUAAACAUAAAACUCAUUUGAAUUUGAGAUUUUCUGGGGUUUUUGUUGUUGUUUUUGUGCACAUAGUAAAGCAAAGCACCUGGCGUGAGGACCACAACCUUCUCUCACAUGAAUGGCAGACGUGGGAGACUUUUAAUUGAUUGGGGGGAGGGGGGGGGGGGGGAAAUAAAACAGACAAUAAAUAUAAACGAAUAAAUAAAAAAAUAAAAAAUCGAUAUUUUGCACAUUAACACAUUGUUUAGCAUAGCAACAAUCAUCUUGGACCGCCACCUUCUGUCACGUGAAUGACAAAAGUGCACCCACUUUUGAUCGGGUGGGGCUUGGGGAAAGAGAAGAAAAAAGGCCGAACAUUUUAGCAAACAAAAAGACAAUUUUGUUUGACUAUUUUGCACAGUCUAGCAUUGGAAAAAUUGGGGAAGAGAAGACAAAAAGGCAGAAAAUGUCAUUUAAUUUCUUUUCUUUUUGUUCUUCCGCAUUGCCUAGCGUAGCAUCCGCCAUCCUGGACCCGCUAACUUCUUUUGACAAAACCUGGGCGACAUUUUUCGUAUUUUUUGCAUUUGUUUUAUCUUGCACAUGAUCUGAGGGCGUGUUGUUUGGGGUCCAACGGGCCGAGGUGCCACGCAGGCGGGCGGCGCAUACCCACGUCGCCGUCCUCACAUUGUUUUCUACGAUUUGGUCGUGUGUUUGUAUGUCGCGCUCGUGUCGUACCGUCAUCCGCGAGGAAACUACCAGAAUGUCCAGUGUGAAUUUUUUUUACGACAAGCGUCCUCAAUGCGGAGGAUCACUUUUCGCUCUGUCAUUUUUCUUGCACAACUUGACGAUUUAAAAAAAAAAAAAAAAAAAAGAAUGUUUGAGCUUUUUGGAUGAGAAACUAUGGAAAAGGAUAAAACAGUUCGUUGGCACUUUUGUUGUGUUUUAAAAUUUAAUCAAGAUAUUUUUAUUUUAGUUUAUUUUAAUUGUUUGUCCAUAGCGCUGGAUAACCAACUCAGGCAGAAAGGAAAUAAAAUAAUUAAAAAAAAAAAGAUAAAUAAACAAGUGUAGACCCACUUUAAAACUUGUAAUCAAUUUCCAAGGUGGGCUGUUUGGCUUGUGUAAAAUGUGUAAAUUAAUGAGAACUAAUUUAAUAUGAUUAACAAUGAUGAUGAUGAUGAUGAUGCAGUAUGUAUGAUGCUGGAGAUAAUCUGGGAUUGUCUGCCCUCCUUCACCGUCUUUGCACUCCGAGGAACUGAACUUGACGGCGGCUUGCAGAGGACAAUGUGGCCUGCGGGGGCCGGGCAGUGAUUCCCAGUUUGUACUCGCUUGUACUCAGCAUCUCUUCACCCUUCCUCCUCCUCCUCCUCCUCUCCUUCUUCUUCUUCUUCUUCUUCUUCUUCUCCAGCCAUGGAGAAAGCUUGUGGCUGUACGUAUUUGACGUAUGUGUACAAGUGCACCUCUUUGAAAAAACAAAACAAAAUGAAAUCUUGACAUAUCGGUAAUAAACCUGCACUUUUGUGUUUUU
Phyllopteryx taeniolatus (common seadragon) is the source of this 8798-nucleotide messenger RNA. RefSeq names its product ataxin 1a (gene atxn1a). NCBI's taxonomy places the organism in Eukaryota, Metazoa, Chordata, Actinopteri, Syngnathiformes, Syngnathidae. The coding region runs from base 924 to 3074 and encodes 716 amino acids. The record is from RefSeq and is a predicted model, not a curated record. Gene Ontology annotation, molecular function: protein binding; RNA binding. Gene Ontology annotation, biological process: nervous system development; negative regulation of transcription by RNA polymerase II. The transcript has 4 exons. Gene Ontology annotation, cellular component: nucleus.